CAGCGGCGUGCAUUAAUUCAGGCAGCCAAACAACGCUUCAGGAGCAGCAAAAUAAUAACAACAAACACAUAGUUAAAAUGUGAAUAACAAAAAGUUAUCCUUUUUUAUGCGAUUUGGUUUCAUUAUUAAAUUAAAGGCUACUUAUAUAGAAUUUAGUAUACAAAAGAUUGGUGCGAAAAAUGGUCGAAGCAUAAAAUUAGCGGAGUGCGGAAAGGAAAUCUAGUGCAGAAAAAGAGAAUUUCAAACGCAGUUCUUGUAUUCCGUAGAAUUAUUAUAUAGCCGAUAUUUAUGCAUAAUAAAAAGGAGAUUGAAUACAUUGAAGUGUUGAAGGGUUGUUACCAAAUCCCAUCAACACGGUUGUCAAGAGAGGAGAUGAAUUAUCUAAUGCAAUAGAAACCAAAAAAAAAUCAAAGUAAUUGGAAUAAAGUGCUUGAAAUACAAAUAAAAUAUUAAAAGUUCAAACAGAAGCCUUACUUAAAUACAUAUAUAAUUUGCAAACGCAAUUAUCAGUCGCAAUGGCAGUUCAGUUAAAUCCGUACAAUAUUCCAAAUAUGAAUGUUCCACUCACCAUAACGCCUAUAAUACCUGCCUUAAAAGAUCUAUCGGUUUCGGCGGCGCCACCGUCAAAACCAGAUCAGCGGCCACCGCAACCGGAUUUGACAUUUCAUUGCAUGUGCUGUCCGGCAUAUUUUGUAAAUCCUUAUAUCCUAUACCAGCACAUGAACAGCAAACAUCCACUACCACCCGAGGCUGAAGAAGAUAAUAAAACAGCAUCAGACGAUGAUGAUCAAGAUUACAGUUGGGUACUCGAGCCAGUUUGCGAAAUAGUAGAUAUGGGCGGCGAGGAUGGCAAUGAUUCGGAUAGUGAUUCCGACUCUGACGACGAUUCAUCAAGCAGUUCAUCGCAGAGUUCGAGUAGUAGCUCAUCAACCGUAAGCGCCUCCAAUUCAAAUUCUAAUACUCAAGAUGGCAUAUCGAAUGAUGAGCAGGGCGAUGGCGAUGAGGAUACUACGCGUAUGACUGUGGUGAGCACCAAUGCAGUGCCACCUGCAAUUUAUGAGGAAAUUGUUGGUGGCGAGUCAACAAGUUCCUUGAGUACCGCUAGUGACUCGGAUUUUCCAAUGUUCAAAUUAAAGACUGCAGAUCCGCGUGAAUCUACUUCGAUUAUAUUGCUUAAUCCGCGUCCAGCGGAUAUUGCAGAUACAACACAAGAGAUACAAAAGAAUACGACUAUAAAACCUGUGUUGGUGAAGCCGGGCAGAGGUAGACGUAGCGCUGCACAGAAUGCUCAGCUCGCUGCUCUAACCAAUGGUGAUCAGAAGUGCUUUCAAUGCGCACACUGUGAGGCAUCCUUUCAAAAUGCAGGUGAUCUUUCAAAGCAUGUGCGUUGUCACAUCACCAACAAGCCAUUUCAGUGUGCCAUCUGUGAGAAGACUUUUACGCACAUCGGUAGUUUGAAUACCCAUAUUCGGAUACAUAGCGGAGAGAAACCAUAUAAAUGCGAGCUGUGUCCAAAGGCUUUCACCCAGUCAAGCAGUCUAAUGGUGCACGUUCGCUCUCAUUCCAUUCGAAAACCUCAUCAAUGCCAUUUGUGCGACAAAGGUUUUAUAAACUCAAGUUCUCUUGUGUUGCAUCUGAAGUCUCAUGAUGAUACGGAAGUCUUCAAUUGCCCCGACUGCGACAAAUCUUUCAAACAGGAAGACUUGCUCGAGAAGCAUCUGCAAAUGCAUACACAGCAACUUGUCUAUCAGUGCUCAAUCUGCCGUGAAGCUUUCCGUACAUCCUCCGAGUUAGUUCAGCAUAUGAAGUGUCACAUGGGUGAAAAACCCUUCACCUGUUCCAUAUGUGACCGUUCUUUCACACAAUCGGGCAGUCUUGGCAUACACAUGCGCAUUCAUACCGGCGAACGACCAUUCCAAUGCAAGCUGUGCGAUAAAGCCUUCACCCAAGCAUCCAGUCUGAGUGUGCAUAUGAAAAUUCAUACGGGUGAAAAGGCAUAUCCCUGCCACAUAUGCGGGAAAUCAUAUAGCCAACAAGCGUAUCUAAACAAACAUGUACAAGCUCACUUGACAGCUGGACAAACUGCGACGUCGUUGAAUGUGGUCAAUAAUUAUCCGUUUACAACUGCAUCCUUGCCCUCGCAGGAAACUUUAGUUUGUAUAGUUUGCGGUGCCUUGCACAAGGAUGUCAGCUCUUUGGCGUUACACGUCACGCAAAAGCAUGCUGUGUUGCUGAAUAAUAGUGUUGGCAACGCCGCAGCACAAAUGCAAAUACCGUCGGGUAAUGUGAGCGAAGAGGAUCGUCGAUUGCAGGAGCAACAGUAUAUGCAACAACUGCAAUUGAUGCUGCGCACCGCGAAUGGCGGUGUAUUGCCACAAAUUGCCAUGGAUGUGGAUAUGGUAGAUGGCGAAGAAGAUGCAGACAACGAAGAAGAGGAAACCGGCAGCUUUGAACCAGAUGGAGAUUAUGGACAUAAUGCAAAGAUGGAGGACUUGGAUAUAAAGCAGGAAUUCGAUACAGAAUCCUUCGACGACUACGGCGCUGAGGAAGAAGUGGAAACUGAAGAAUGAAUUAAAAUGCAUUAUUGGCAAUAGUCAUAUUAUAUAGUAGAAGGAAUGAGUUAUAGCCCACGUGAAAAUUUUUUUAUUGAUUAUUCAUACUAUGUAAUAUAUAUUAUUACGUUGGGCCAUUUAAUUCUACUCAAAUCUAUUUAACAUGAAAAUGUGCAUCUGCUUUGACAUUAUUUUACCUGCACUAAUUCAGUAUUGUUUAUAUUUUAUAAUUCUUUACCUGUGCAUGAUUUUAGGGAUAAUAAAAUUUUUGCUUGAUUAUA
Molecule: messenger RNA, 2833 nt
Organism: Anastrepha obliqua
Lineage: Eukaryota; Metazoa; Arthropoda; Insecta; Diptera; Tephritidae
Product: zinc finger protein 391
Exons: 4
Coding region: 516-2570 (684 amino acids)
Cellular component (GO): nucleus
Source: RefSeq, a predicted model, not a curated record